AAAACCCCGGUGAAUAGAUUUUAUUUCAACGCAGCUGGUGUUUAAUUGUUAAAUUUACGACCAAAACAGCAUUAUUUUGUGUUUGAAGUGGUGGCGCUUUUAAAAAACUUCACAAACGCAGGGAUGGCUCAUUUUGGUUAUCGCCGAAGGGAAUGUGAUCUUGCGUAUGUUUUAUAGAUCUACCACGACAUUACCGMAAAACAACCCGAGUUGUCGCAAAGCAGCUAACGUCAACGGACUGACCGGCUAGCUUGCUGAACAAGUUUCAAAGAAAAURUAAAUUAGUUUACCCAUGUUUUUCAUUAACUUCUUAUCAUUUUGCGUUAUUUUAUUAAUAUAGCUUCAGCUAACGCUUACUAAUUAACAAUAUGGAUGUUCUUCGCCCGCCUCUUAUCAAUAUAAAUGGGARAAUAUAUCGAAAAAACAUCGUAAAGGAGGAACAUUAUGAGGAGGAAGAUGAUUAUUCGUGCAUGGGACCACUGGAGAGAGAGGAUCUUGCUGAGGGUGAAACCUGUGAUGGCCAUUUAAUUGAACAGACAGAUAAGGGAUAUCGCUGCGCCAUUGAUGUCCCCAGUGUUCUUUACAAAUACAUCAUUGGGAAAAAGGGAGAAACACGUAGACGCCUGGAAUCKGACACAAAAACAUCAAUCAGCAUCCCAAAACAAGGAGUGGAGGGACAGAUUGUUAUCACCGGUUCACACAAAGCUGCAGUUUCUUCAGCGAUCACUCGAGUCGAGGUCCUUGUGGAGAGUUUCCGAAGGAAACAGCCUUUCACCCACUUCCUGUCAUUCCCGCUGAAUGAUCCCAAAGUUAAAGAAGGAUUCYUGAGAUUUAAAGAUGAGGUGUUGCAGCAGUGUUCGCAGGGACAUCACUGAAGAAAAGCCUCUGCCGUUGGCAGUGACGGGUAUAGAGUACAUGAACGAUGAUCCGGCCAUGGUAGACGUCCUGUAUGCCAAAGUCAACGUAAAAGACGGAUCUGACAAGCUGCAGCUCAUUGCAGACCGGCUGGUUGAGCAUUUCGUCUCUGCAGGGCUGAUGGUCCGAGAGUGGGACAGAGUGAAGCUGCACGGCACUGUGAUGAACACUUUAUUCAGGAAGGACCUCUCUGCUGAAGAUGCGUGUGGAGCAGGAAGACAAACCUCCAGUGACAGAGAGGCUUUUGAUGCCAGAAGCAUUUUGAAGAAAUUUGAUUCUUUUUGUUUCGGUGAGUUUGAGCUGAACACCGUCCACCUGUCUCAGAGAUAUUCAACAGACUGCACUGGAUAUUACACAACUGCUGGGAGCAUAAGCUUCUCCUGACCCUCAGAGGAGCUGAGCAUAUAAUGAGGUGCAAAAUAUUAAUAAAGUAUUGCAGCAGUCGUUAUGCACAAUUUUGCCCAGUAGGUGGCAGCAUAGUUUAGCUUUUUUAAAGAACUUGUUCAUCAUUCAGACAGUUGAUUUUUUUCCUUGAGGUGAAUAAAACCCAUAAAAUAAAAAAAAACAUUUUGAUGGAACAGACUAACAGGAAAAAUGCUUAAAUCUGUUCUGAACCCUGUUCUCAUGAAUACUUUUCUCCUGUUGUUGAGGAUGGUACAGAUGUUUCUGUAAGUUGGCCACUGAGGUGAUGUUAUUAAGUGAAACCUCAUACAGAAGUCAGAGUUAAAUAAUUGAUGUGUUCUUGCAUCACCAGACCACUUCGCACUGUUUCCUGUUGAGAAAUAAAAUCUUUAUCACAGAA
This is a messenger RNA of Austrofundulus limnaeus, 1717 nucleotides long. RefSeq names its product activating signal cointegrator 1 complex subunit 1 (gene ascc1). Gene Ontology annotation, molecular function: RNA binding. Gene Ontology annotation, cellular component: nucleus. Lineage: Eukaryota; Metazoa; Chordata; Actinopteri; Cyprinodontiformes; Rivulidae. Gene Ontology annotation, biological process: DNA alkylation repair; regulation of DNA-templated transcription. The record is from RefSeq and is a predicted model, not a curated record.